AUGAAGUCUUGCUCUCCCACUCAGCAAAGCUUUCUCUCCCUUCCUUUCAAUGUGGAGAUGGUCCGACGAUGCUUAUUCAAGAUGCCUCUCAACAAGACGCCAGGACCAGAUGGCUUUCCUGCGGAAUUUUUUAAGGCUACUUGGGAUAUUCUGGGUUCAGAAGUAGCAGCAUCUGUUCUUAACUUCUUUCGAUCAAACUUCAUGCCUACCUCCUUGAAUUCCACUUCACUAGUUCUCAUCCCCAAAAGACCUGGUGCAGAGGAGUUGAAAGAUUUUAGACCUAUUGCUUGA
Molecule: messenger RNA, 291 nt
Organism: Microthlaspi erraticum
Lineage: Eukaryota; Viridiplantae; Streptophyta; Magnoliopsida; Brassicales; Brassicaceae
Source: the annotation of a GenBank genome assembly